This is a messenger RNA of Linum tenue, 2139 nucleotides long. The record is from the annotation of a GenBank genome assembly. NCBI's taxonomy places the organism in Eukaryota, Viridiplantae, Streptophyta, Magnoliopsida, Malpighiales, Linaceae.
AUGCCUUCUGAUGAAGCAAUAUUAGGCAUGGUUUUUGAUACCUUGGAAGGAGCUGAAUUGUUUUACAAUGCUUAUGCAAAACAAAUUGGUUUUAGCAUUCGCAAACGAGAUUCGCGACAGUCACGUAGUGGACAAAUGCUAAUGCAGAAAUGGGUGUGCUCAAAGGAGGGUUAUCGUCAAAAAAAAUGGAUAAACUAUGCUGCUCGUAUACGCAAGCCUCGACGAUUGACUAGGGGAGGUUGUGAAGCGAUGAUUCGUGUAAAUCUGGAUCGCGACACUGAAAAAUGGGUUGUCAAGUCACUUGUAUCGGCUCACAAUCAUAAGUUGGUGCCAUCCAAGUAUGUACAUCUUCUGCGUUCCCAUCGUGAAAUCAAAGAAGGUGAUGAAGCUUUGAUUGAGUCGUUGAGUACAGUUGGAGUAAGUACACGGCAUAUUACUGAGAUUUGCAAGGAACAACAUGGAGGCUAUCAGAAUAUGGGUUUCAUUCCGAAAGAUGUAGAGAAUAAAGUCCAAGCCAUUCGAAUGAACAAGAUUAAAGGUGGUGAUGCAAAUACUACCAUCGGAUACUUCGAGGGAAGGGUACAAGCAGAUUCAAGCUUUAGUUUCGACUAUACGUUGAAAGAGGGUAAUAAACUUGGUAACUUGUUUUGGGCAGAUUCGACUUCUAGAUCUGACUAUGCAUUGUUUGGAGAUGUUUUAGCAUUUGAUGCUUGCUACCGGAGGCAAAAAUAUAACAAUCCAUUAGUCAUGCUCAUAGGAGUAAACCAUCAUCAUCAGACGGUGAUGUUCGGAUGUGCAUUUUUGAAAGAUGAGAAGAGUGAGAGUUACAUAUGGUUGUUGGAUACAUUUGUGAAGUGCAUGGGAGGUAAAAAGCCAUUGUCGGUCAUCACUGAUGGAGAUAAAGCGAUGCGCCAAGCCAUAUCUCAAGUGCUUCCUAAAGCUGCUCAUCGUCUUUGUUCUUGGCACAUAGAUCGUAAUGCAGGGGAAUUGAGGCUGGGUUUGAUGUUUUUGCAAGGACUUAAUAAGUUCAUGAAGAGCAGAAUUUCAGUUGAGGAAUUUGAAGAAAGCUGGCAGCAUUUAGUUACAGAAACAAAGUUGGACCAGCAUCCCUGGGUGAAAGGUUUAUAUGCAGAUCGUCAUAUGUGGUGUGAAGCUUAUUUGAAAGGAAAGUUCUUUGGAGGCAUGGCAACUACAUCUCGUUGUGAGGGAAUGAAUAGCACCAUUAACAAGUAUGUGGACAAGAAGUUGACAUUAUUUGAAUUUGUGAAAAGAUAUGAAAGAAUGGUUGAUAAGUUACGAUUUAAUGAGUCGAAGGAUGAUUUCAGAGCCUUCAAUUCAAAGUCAGUGUGCUCUCAUGUCCUACGUGGCUAUGAGAAGCAAGCUGAAGAGUUGUAUACUCCAACUAUGUUUGAACUUUUCAAGGAGGAACUUAAUGGCGAGACUAGCUAUCUAUUAUCCGAGCCUAUGAGGAAGGAAGGAGAAUUUGAGAUUUUCAAGCUCCAUCAAUGGUCAAAGUCUUCCCGGGUAAGAAUUGUGGAGUAUGAUACCAAAGAAGACAAGGUUAUAUGCUCCUGUUCACUGUUUGAGUCAAUGGGUAUACCAUGUCGGCAUAUUCUGAAUGUUAUUAAAUUAAGAGGAAUGCAUGCGAUUCCUCAGUCAUGCUUCAAAUUGCGGUGGACAAAGAAGGCGAAAGGUCUAGGUUCAACGGAUGCAGGUCCAAGUUUGUUAGACAAUAAGCUUGUCGAAACUAUGCGGCGUGGGGCAUUAGUUGCAAAGUCUUACAAAAUUUUUCAAAUGGCUUCGCAAUCAGGAGUGUGCUUCGAUAAAGCAUCAACAGAGCUUACGCGAUUGUCGAGUGGCAUUGAAAAACUCAUGAAUGAAAGCAUGCCUCCCCCUGUGAAAAGAAAAUAUGGGGAUGUGAGAGAUCCAGACAUAGUGAAGACAAAAGGGACAGCCUGUGUUGCCCCGAAUUCGAAGAAGCCUAGAAAAUGCUCUAAAUGUCGCCAGCCUGAUCACAAUAAAACUAGAUGCCCGAGAGGUAUGUACAAGUUCUUUCUGAUCUUUGAUUGUCUAGGAGAGUGUAUAAUACUAAGUUUCCUCGUCUUAUUUUCUUGGCAGAGUAAUCCUGUUCAACAUUAG